AAGUAGAGGAUUGCCUCGGAACUUUUAACUAGGUCCUCUGUUUCUACACGUUUCCCAAAACAAGAAGCGCCACAGGAAAAAAGAAACUGCUGUUCAUAAACGACAGAACAAACUUCACGGUAACGUGAAACAGUUGGGUUUUUAUCGGACAUUUUCUCACCGCAGAGCGGCUUGAGCCUCACACUCCACCCGGCGGACAUGGAGGUAGUUAUUCUCCAGCCCACGGUUGGUGAGCAGCAGCAGCUGCAGAGGACAGGGCUAAAAGACACGUCUCCUGUGGCUGUCUGUCAUCCCGGGGACCACGACUACUGCUCCAGCACCGAGCCCGCGGCUCUGGACCUGGCUCUGGACCAGAUUGACCACCUGCGCGGAGAAACGGCGACUUUACGCAAACGGGUGGAGGAGAUUUCUGUGAGCAGCAGGUUCGGACUGCAGCGGUUUGCUGCGUCAGAUGACGACAUUUGGUUUUACACACGGUUUUUGAGUUACAACCACCUGAUGGCGUUUUGGAGGCACAUAGAGCCGGAAACAAGCCACAUAGUGUACGUGACAAGUGCUCGGAGCAACGGUCAGACUUACGAGGUCCCGUACACUGCUGGUGCAACAUCUCUUCAACCAAUUGAUGAGUUUUUCCUCUUCAUGAACUACAUGUCAUUGGGUCUGAUGCUGAAGGACUUGUCCCACAGGUUUAAAAUCCACCCGUCAACUGUGAGCCGCAUCAUCAACACCUGGGCCAACUUUCUGUUCCACGUUCUCGGGGCUAUGGGCAUUUGGCUCUCGAAAAAGUCGGUGAAAGCUCUCCUGCCUGACGUCUUUUACAGCUACUCUGACACACAGGUGGUACUUGACUGUGUCCAGCUGCGCUGCCAGACACCAGACGCUCCUCUCCUGCAGAGGGAGAUGUUCUCCAACUACAAAUCCCACUAUACCUUGAAAGGCCUGAUCGGCAUGGCGCCGCAUGGAGCCGUGACCUUUGUGUCGUCUCUUCACGACGUCUCCACCAGUGACAAUGAGCUGCUGCGGAAGUCCGGCCUCGCGUCCCUCCUCAAACCGUCAGCCGCCAUCAUGAUGAACAAAGAUUUUCAGGUGGACGACUGUAUCUCCUGUAAGGUCUACAUGGUGACCAGCCCGUCCAGACAGUCCGAACCAGAGUUCAAGGAGAGGCCAUCUCACGCACGACUGAGAGUGCAUGUUGAGCGGCUCGUACAGAGGGUGAAGGAGCAUCAGAUAUUUAGCACGGUGAUCCCUGCGUCACUGGCAGGCAGUGUCAAUCAGCUGUACACAGUGGCCUGUCUCUUGGUCAACUACCAACAUGGACCUUUAGUCAAACUCGAGGAACUAAAACACUAAGAUAUGGGGUUUUUUUGUGAGUUCCUCAAGAUUAAAGUAGACCUCAUCAUCAGUUGGCAUUCAAAGUCACAGCUUUCCAGUUGCCAGUUAAGUGGAAAUUUAAGGGAAACUAAACUGACAGCAAUCAUGACCCUAACAUAAAUAAAUAGAUAAAAUAUGCUCAGGCUUUACAUUUUAUUCUAUUGCAGUUUCACACCAAUCACACGCACUUUUAAUGAGUGCGUCCCUUAAAUUUCCUCUUAACUGCCCACUGGGAAGCUGCACAUCUGGAUGUCAACAUCAGCCUCCUGAUUAAUCUACAAGUCUGUGAUUUCCCAUAGCAGUGAUUCACCUCUGCUGUCCUCAGGAUCUUUGGUGAUUUGGCAACAUGUUCUCCUGAUAGCGACAUCUAUCCACCAUCUUCAUUUUCUAUGAAAACAGCCAGUGAAUAGACGAGUUGCUUGCUAAAUUGCCUGGUAUAAACUGUCUGUCAAUGUGAACUUGGUGUUGUUUUAUGUUUUGAAUGUUGUGUGACUUGAGCUCUAAAGAGUGUUUAAUGUGGAAGUGAAUAUUGUCAGGGAGUUUGUGACUGUUUACUUGUUUUUAUACCUUUAAUAUAGUGUAUGAUGAAUAAUAUGUUGACCCAGGGUUAGGUAAUGUUUUAGAUGACAUUGUUUUAUAUAUGAUUGUAUGAGGAGAGGCCAUCUUGUCCCAGGCAUCAGUAUAAGAAAGCAUGAUGUUUGAGACAGUGUCCUCUCUUAAAGACAGAUUAACACAGAUGCUGUCCCAGAAAAGAAAGGAAUCAACUCUGUCAACAGACCAGUGUUGUGAUAAACUCUAAAGUUGUAAUGUG
This is a messenger RNA of Solea solea (common sole), 2182 nucleotides long. RefSeq lists its product as uncharacterized. The record is from RefSeq and is a predicted model, not a curated record. Lineage: Eukaryota; Metazoa; Chordata; Actinopteri; Pleuronectiformes; Soleidae. The transcript has 3 exons. The coding region runs from base 199 to 1350 and encodes 383 amino acids.